Messenger RNA from Clupea harengus (Atlantic herring), 2026 nucleotides. It is a transcript of the gene tmem134, whose product is annotated as transmembrane protein 134. The record is from RefSeq and is a predicted model, not a curated record. NCBI's taxonomy places the organism in Eukaryota, Metazoa, Chordata, Actinopteri, Clupeiformes, Clupeidae.
UGACUUGUAUGAGUGUUGUAGUCAUGUGCCGAAUGCCGCUUGCUAAAGGAAAUAGGUCUGGCGUUACAAAGUUUCGUGGAAGUUUGGGCGCUUCAGAGUAAAAGAAGGAAUCCAAUUGUUUUACGGUUAAUGAGUAGAUUGGGUUUCAACUCUGAGAGAAAAAUGCACAGCAGUCUGGACUGAUGAAGUACAUCUAAUCGAGUAAAAAACGCAUUGCAAUGCGGGUCUAUGAGUUGGGUCUAUGAGGAAUAGCCAUGGCGACGCAGUUCAGCAUUGAUGACGCAUUUGUGCUGGAGGGAGAGGAGGAGGGCGUCGGUCCAGGAGGAGAUCUGGAAGGAUGGAAAGGGAAAGAAAAAGAGAAAGAUGGAGAGAUGACAUUUGGCACUCUGUCUUUCACCAAGCCACAGACUCAUCCGGCCACUGUGGCUGGCUCCCCUGAGCACAGCAACCUGAAAUACCAGAAUCUGGAAAAUGAAGAUGUCCUGGGUAACAGUGGCAGCUCCACCUUCAACAACUUCUUCAAAAUCAGUGACCCGGCCACCCUCUCCUACUGCAGCUCCCAGUGGUCCUUCAGUACCCUCAGCUCUGUCACACAGCUGUCUGCACACUGCUGCAGCUGGACAUCUCACCCACUGGUGAAGAAGAACAGGCGAGUAGUUCUAGCCUCAUUCCUCCUCCUCAUCACAGGAGUGGCUCUAAUCUUCACCGGCAUAGUCAUCCAGUUAAACCCUGAUGCAGGUGUCUCCAGUGCCAUCUUUUUUGUUCCUGGGUUUUUGCUUUUUAUUCCAGGGGUUUAUCAUGUGAUCUACAUAAGCUGUGCUGUCCAGGGGCGUCGAGGCUUCAAGUUCUUCUAUCUGCCGUACUUUGAGAAGUGACCUCACUCCAGUUUGCCUCUCUUCUGUGCAAAAAAUGCCAAAUUAUUGUCUGUGUGUGUGUGUGUGUGUGUGUGUGUGUGUGUGUGUGUGAGAGAGAGAGUGAGGAAGGGAUCUCACUGUUGUAUAAACUACCACUACUAACACAGAACCACUGUGCAAAUCUGCAUGCUUCCAGCAAAGUCUUUGGAAGGGAAGGAAUUGUUUUCUGUCUGCUUGUGUAUGAAUUUGUUAAAAAAAAAAAAAAAAUCAUCAGACACUACAAUUUCUACUAUCAUGUCUGAAUUUUUUUUAAAGUGACAGCCAUUUUUUAAAUCUUGUCACCGAAUAUAUUUAAAAUCAGUCUCUGUAUGUUCCUUUCAAAGUAUGUAUUGUGCCAUACAUGUGGUUAUAUGAACCACUACAAUAUUGAUACAAAUAUCUAGUAUCUUUGUCGACUUCCUUGAAACAUGCUGUUUUCUGGAAUAUGUAAUGGAUAUUUUAUGUGUGAUUUUCAUUUUUUAAAUGACGAACUAAUGAUUGAUGAUUGAUAAUUGACGAGUUAUUAUCGAGCCUCACAUGGCAGUAGACUGACAUUGUUGAAAGAGACAUUUCAAUGUUAGAAUAGAGUUGUUGGGGAUAAUUAUUCAGGAAGGAAACCCUGUGGUUUACCACAGGUCUUUGAAGUUAACAGACUUGGGUGGCUUAGUGACGUGGCAAUAGGCUGUAAAGCAUCUCGACCCAAACAUCCGAUGCAUUUACCUCUAUUACAUGGAGAGCCUCCCAUAUUAACUUCAAACACCAUUGUCAUGUCAUUUCAGUUUUAUGUGAUUUUAGAUGUUUUUAGUUAACAAUUGUUCUAUGUACGUUCCCCCCCACCCCCCUAUUUUUUUUACUAGGCCACUUGCCCUUCUUAAGUGCUGUGCAAUCUCCCUUUGUAUUUAUCCGUGUGCUUUACAUCAUGUUUUUAAUCUUCACUCGUGCGGUUUUAACUUAUGUCUCUGUGCUCCUGCUGUGUUACUUACCACUGGCCCCUGUAUGGACACUCCAGUUCAGUUGACUAAUGCUAGAAGGUGCCUCAGAUAUCAGAGGUCCUGGAGGACAUUCCAUUUCUAUCAUCUAUUCAAAUUUCUAUACGCUGCCAAUAAAAAUGUGAUUUGACAUUUGAAACCAAA